UGCGGGGGAUUUGGGGUGUUUGGGGCUGUGCCCUGUAAGAGGGGCUCAGCCCUGGGGGGCUGCCAUGAGGUUUUUGAGGAAUUUGGGGUGUUUGGGGCUAUGCCCUGAAUCAGCAGGGGCAGAGUUUUGGGGUGUUUAUUUGAGGAGAUUUGGGGUCUUUGAGGCUGCAGCCCCAGGGACACACAGAGACUUUUGGGGGCGUUAUUUGAGGGGUGUUUCGGGGUCCAGCCCUGAGCACAGAGCAGGUUUGGGGUAUUUGAGGAGGAUUUAGGGUGUUUGGGGGCACAGCCCCAGGGAUUGGGGUGUUUCAGGAGAUUUGGGGGCACAACCCUGGGCACACACACAGAGAUUCAGGGUGUUUAUUUCAUGAUUUGGAGGGUACAGCCCCAGAGGAUUGAGGUGUUUGAGGAGGAUUUAGUAUGUUUGUGGGCACACUCACAGAGGCUCAGGCUGUGUUUUGGGGGAGCACAGCCUUGGGCAAACAGAGGUUCAGGGUGAAUUAGGGGGUUUUUGGGCACAAUCUCAGGCACAUGCAGCACAGAGGCUUGUGCUGUUUUUUGGGGGGUUUUGGGGCUGUUUUUUGGGCACAGCCUCGGGCACAUGCACAGAGGCUCUGGCUGUUUCUUGUGGGAUUUUGGGGGGCAAAGCCCUGGGCACAAAUAGCGAGAUUCAGGGUGAUUCAGGGAAUUCACACUCACAGAGACUCGAGCUGCUCCUCGGGCUGUUCCUCAGGGUGUUAUGGGGCUGUGUGUGGGCAGUUCCUCAGGGGGUUUGGACUGUUGCUCCUCGGUGUGUUUUGGGGUUGUGUGUGGGCUGUUCCUCGGGGGCUUUCAGGGCUGUUCCUUGGCCUGUUCCUCACGCUGUUUUGGUGCUGUGUGUGGGCUGUUUCUCGAGGGCUUUGGGGCUGUUCCUCACGGUGUUUUGAGGCUGCGUGUGGGCUGUUCCUUGAGCUGUUCCUUGGGGGUUCUGGUGCUCACGGCGGCGCUGUCCGGCGCAGGCGGGUCGCGAUGGUGAAGCUGUUCAUCGGGAACCUGCCGCGGGAGGCGACGGAGCAGGAGAUCCGCUCCCUGUUCGAGCAGUACGGGAAGGUGCUGGAGUGCGACAUCAUCAAGAACUACGGCUUCGUGCACAUCGAGGACAGGACGGCGGCCGAGGACGCCAUCCGCAACCUGCACCACCACAAGCUGCACGGCGUCUGCAUCAAUGUGGAGGCCAGCAAGAACAAGAGCAAGGCCUCCACCAAGCUGCACGUGGGCAACAUCAGCCCCGCCUGCACCAACCUAGAGCUGCGCGCCAAGUUCGAGGAGUACGGCCCCGUCAUCGAAUGUGACAUCGUCAAGGACUACGCCUUCGUGCACAUGGAGCGGGCCGAGGAUGCCGUGGAGGCCAUCCGGGGGCUGGACAACACCGAGUUCCAAGGUGAGCUGUGGGGAGGUUGUGAUCUGGGAGGAUUUUUGCUGAUUUUUGGUGUUGCCGGCCCCACUCUGUGAUUGGUGCUGUGUUUGGAGCCUCUUCUCGUCCUAGAGUGCCAGAAUUUGGCUCUGGGGAUGGUGGCAGGUGCUGUCCCCAUGCCCUUGUCCAGUGUCAGGGCUGGGGACACUGUGGUGGCUCCAUGUUGGGGCAGAGUGGCUCCACAGCACUGGAGUUUGUAGGAAUUCUGGGAGAUUUACCCAAAACUGGUUGGUCAGGCUGAGCUCUGCCUCUGAGGCCACCUCAUGAGAUUGGUGGGGUCCCUUUGCUGCUGGAAUUUGGAGGAAAACGGGGCUGGGAGCCAACGCUGUGUCCCAUUGACUCCCGUUGUCCCAUUGGCUCCCAUUGUCCCCAAGUCCUGCCUGGAACCACAGGGACCCCCCUUGUCUGCGGGGCCUGGUGCCCACCCUGGUGGCUCCUGUCACCUCCCACCCUCAGCAGUGCCAGGGGUGGCUCUCGGGGGUCCCCAUGGCUGCUGCCACCUCUUGGGGGUCCCUUGGUGCUGGUGCCGUUUCUGGGGAUCCUAUGGACCACCAGCCCCAACCCACCAUGGUCUCAAAUG
Zonotrichia albicollis (white-throated sparrow) is the source of this 2032-nucleotide messenger RNA. Lineage: Eukaryota; Metazoa; Chordata; Aves; Passeriformes; Passerellidae. The record is from RefSeq and is a predicted model, not a curated record.